CCUAGCAGCAGAACAUACGGCGUAAACAAAGCGGACAGCUGAUCACCGUUAGCUUGUGUGUCGUGAGUUCAAUACUCAUAGAAACCGUGUUCAGUUUAUUUAGUGAUCCCACUCCUAUGGAGACAGAUGAACUCACGAGCUGAGGCUGAACGUAAACGAGUUAACAAGACGCCGUCAUCGCUAGCCACGUUAGCAUUAGCUCACCUCAGCUAGCGUUAGCGUUAGCUCGCUAUGUAGCCGGUUUAAGCUAACAGUCGUGUACAGGGGGGAUGACGACUUGAUCCUCUGGACUCGGACUGCGAUGUUCAGCCUGAUGGCGAACUGCUGCAACUGGCUGAAGCGCUGGAGAGAGCCUGCAAGGAAAGUGACUCUGGUUAUGGUUGGACUGGAUAAUGCAGGGAAGACAGCCACAGUUCGAGGAAUCCAAGGAGAUAAUCCCCUGGAUGUGGCUCCUACUGUGGGUUUUUCCAAAGUCGACCUGAAGCAGGGCAAGUUCGAGGUGACUAUCUUUGACCUGGGAGGUGGGAAGAGAAUCCGGGGCAUCUGGAAGAACUACUACUCAGAGUCCCACGGUGUGGUGUUUGUGGUGGACUCCAGCGAUGUCCAGAGGAUCCAGGAGACACGGGAGACCAUGGCGGAGGUCCUCCAGCACCCGCGCAUCGCAGGGAAACCUGUGCUAGUGCUUGCCAACAAACAAGACCAAGAGGGAGCGCUGGCUGAAGCAGACAUCAUUGAGAACCUGUCGUUAGAGAAACUCGUUAACGAGAACAAGUGUCUCUGUCAGAUCGAGCCGUGCUCUGCCGUUCUAGGCUAUGGCAAAAAGGUCGACAAGUCCAUCAAGAAGGGCCUGAAGUGGCUCCUCAACAAUAUUGCUAAAGACUACGAGGCCAUUACUGAGCGCGUGCAGAAGGACACAGCCGAGCAGCGCGCUCAGGAGGACCAGGACAAGAAGGAGAGGGCGGCACGAGUACGGCAGAUACGAGAGGAGAGAGAACGGGAGGAGCGGGAGGAGGCGGAACGUGAGGGCAGGCAGAUCCAGGAAGAGGAGCUUGAUGAGGAAACCAUGCCCAGCCCCUUCCAGCCAAUCAGCAACGUGAUCUCUGAGUAUGAUGAUAAAGAGAAGGAGAGGAGGAGGCAAAUAGAGCUGCGGGAGGCCCGGACCAACAGCCCGAAGACGGAAGCUGAUCAAGAGGAAGAGGAGUACGAGGAAGAUGAGGAGCCAGACGACACAAGACAAACGCCGGAAAAUGCCAGUUCAGCCAAAACCGGCGAUCAAGAAAAGAAGAAGACGAGGAAGCUUCACCUGAAGAGGAAGCACCGUGUGGACCCGCUGAGGACGGAGGACGGGCCAGCAGAGAGCCCCACCCCUCCACCUCCACCCGUGGGAUGGGCCACACCCAAAGUUUCUAGGCUGCCAAAACUAGAACCGCUCGGGGACUCGAGACAUGCUGAAUUUUUCAAGAAGCCUCUCCCUCCUCUUGCGAACAGGCCGCGGCCUAACGGCGACGCUCAUGACAUCAUUUUUUAACCUCCAAUCAUGGCUCUCCUCUUUUUGCUUUCUGUCUCAAGCGAGCGGUGUGUAGAAACAACCGAACACAGAGACACUGCGGACUCCUGACGUGGGAGCCGGUGAGCGCCGGAGUGAGACAGACAGGAAACACAGGAGCACCAUGGGAAACGGAGUCCUGCUCAGAAGCUGUCAAACGGUUUUCACAAACGGAAAUGACAAAGAACCUGCCUGAACUAAUUUGAUAUCAGGUUCUCUCUCCACUCGACAAAAGACACUUUAUUUUUUAUUUCAAAUAUCAGUGUUAGACGGUGUGGACUCCAUUUGUCCGACUGAAAUGCUUUUAAUUGACAAAGAAUGUAAAUAUGUCUGCUAUAACCCUAUAUCUGUUACUGAAUAAUGGAUUUCUAUACAUGCCGCCAUUAAAAAUGACUGUAUUUUUUUCAUUUAUUUUUGCACCUUUGGAUUUUGUAAUGUAAACAAAGGUGUAUUAUAGAUAUCUUGGAGGCCUCCAGUGGCUUUUCACAGCUAAGUGCUUUAUAUUUGAUCUUUUCGAAGUCAAACAUUUCCCUUUUUACAACACUGAAACAAGGUGAAUCGUGGGAGUAAUUUGCUACACUACGCUGUACUGUACAUGGAUAGUUGUUACACUACAUCAUUGUUGUUAAUUUGUUUAAUUCUAGUAAUGAAAGUCUUGACAUUUCUCUUAAAUACUGUAUAUUUUUUACAGCCAUGAUUUGUUGAAUCUGUAAAAGAGAACACCUGUCUCUUGCCAGCAGCAUCAUAAAAUAUCUUGUCUCUUUAUUUAUUGUUAAAAAUGUAAACAUGUAAAAAUAUAUUUGUCUACAGGGCUACAGAUUUUCUACGCACUCUGCUGUUUACACUGUGUAUCUGUUUUUAAAGUGGUAUUUCUCUUGAGGCAGGAAUCAGCCUCAGACUUGCUUCCUCUCAGGUGGCCCUGAGGUGCUCUUCCAGCUUUUCUCACAUUGUCUUCUGCACCCAUUUUCACUCUGAAAAUAGCUGGAAAAAGCCAAAAUUACAUAUCAACAAAGCACAAACACAAUUUGGGAGAAAACAACUUGGAACACAGCCUUGCCCCAGUUAAGUUUCUGCGUGUUUGCAGUGGGACGCGGUGGGAGGAGACGGUAUCAGUACACCGACACCUGGAACAGCUGAUAUUGGGUCAGAACACACGAGAGUAUUUGUAGCAAAAGAAAUAUCACUUUAAAACUCCAAUAUUGUUUUUCAAAACUAUAGUACAGCACUCACUCUCUUCUUAAUGCGCUAGAUGUUUGAAAAAAUAUAUUUUAUACCCGGUUUGAAUUUUAUAACCGCACAA
This is a messenger RNA of Anoplopoma fimbria (sablefish), 2846 nucleotides long. It is a transcript of the gene arl13b, whose product is annotated as ADP-ribosylation factor-like 13b. Gene Ontology annotation, biological process: receptor localization to non-motile cilium; non-motile cilium assembly. Gene Ontology annotation, cellular component: motile cilium; ciliary membrane; non-motile cilium. The transcript has 10 exons. Gene Ontology annotation, molecular function: GTPase activity; GTP binding. Lineage: Eukaryota; Metazoa; Chordata; Actinopteri; Perciformes; Anoplopomatidae. Bases 302 to 1528 code for a protein of 408 amino acids. The record is from RefSeq and is a predicted model, not a curated record.